AUGGCGAAAGUAUGUCUUGAGAAAGGUAACAAAGAAUCCAGACAAGGAGAGGCUAAGAACGCGGUAGACUCCUACACUGAUGGACUUCAAGUGAACUGCAGGGAUAAACGGCUGAACAUCAAUCUUUAUAAUUAUAGCAACAGGGCAGCAGGUUAUUUCCAUUUGGGAAACUACCUGGAGUGUCUCGAUGAUGCAACAAUUGCUGUUCGAUUGGAACCCACUUUAAUCAAAGCCAUUAAGAAGGGAGCCAGUGCUUGUGUCAAGCUUUGCCUAUAUAGAGAAGCAAGAAGCUGGUUACAUAUGGCAUUGGCCGUAUCCUGUGACAAAUUAUUCAAAUAA
Molecule: messenger RNA, 339 nt
Organism: Stylophora pistillata
Lineage: Eukaryota; Metazoa; Cnidaria; Anthozoa; Scleractinia; Pocilloporidae
Molecular function (GO): protein binding
Source: RefSeq, a predicted model, not a curated record